UGAAAAUCUUGUCAACUGGUAGUUUCUUUUUACGAAUCAUCAGACCCUGGUAUAAAACGUGGCGUCAUUUCUUCAUUGACUGUCGACACAAUAUUUGCUACUUUCUCAGAUCUUUUGAAUAUUCCAAUCGAUCGAGUUGAACCCCUCAUGGCCCCGCCUCAUAGUGAACACACGGCAUCCGUGACUGUCGCACAUACUGCAUCAGAUCCAAUUCAUGAUCCAGCAGCCAUGCCCGACCCAGAUGAACACCAACCUUUACUGCGCUCGAGUAGCCCAGUCACAGCCUGGAAGCCGCCGAUGGGCUUCCUCUGGAUUCAACUGGCUAUCAUGUCAAAUGUCUUCCUGGGUGGAUUUGACGGCACAAUCACUGCCUCGACCUACGCGGUCAUCAGCUCGGAAUUCAACGCGGCCAACACGGCGUCGUGGCUGACCACCUCGUACCUCAUCACCAGCACUGCUUUUCAGCCGCUGUAUGGUCGAUUCUCUGAUUUGCUUGGGCGUCGGGCUUGUUUCUUUACUGCCACCAUCUCGUUCAUGAUCGGGUGUCUGGGUUGUGCCGUGGCUAGAGAUGUGAUAUUUUUGAAUAUUAUGCGCGCGUUGGCUGGCAUUGGAGGUGGUGGGUUAAUGACUAUGGCAACCAUUAUCAACUCUGAUCUCAUUCCCUUCCGCCAGCGUGGUAUGUACCAGGUGGUCCAGAAUGUUUCGUACGGGUUUGGUGCCAUCUGUGGCGCUUCAUUCGGCGGGAGUAUCGUCGACACCAUCGGAUGGCGCUGGUGUUUCUUGAUUCAAGUUCCAAUCUCAGCUGCUGCUCUAGUCCUGGGGUACUAUGUGCUCAAUUUCCCUGCGAAAGAGGAGCCUGCUCCGGGACAACAGUCCAAGGGAAUCUGGCAGCAAAUCGACCUGCUCGGAUCACUUCUUCUGGUCCUGGCUUUGUCGAGCCAACUUGUGGGCCUGAGUCUUGGCGGAAAUGAACUUCCGUGGAGCAAUAUCUGGGUGAUUCUUUCUCUGGUCGCCAGCGUUGUAUUCCUGGUGGCGUUCUUCGCAGUAGAAGCCACGACAACGGCUGCUCCUCUCAUUCCGUUGAAAAUGCUGCAAGGACUCCAUCCAGUUUCGACUCAGAUUGCCAAUGUUUGUGUUGGCAUGGCUGCAUAUGCCUUUCUCUUCACGCUUCCGCUGCUUUUCCAGGUCAUUCUUCUCGACAGUCCCACCAAGGCUGGUGCUCGUCUUGCGAUCCCAUCUCUCGCCACUCCAUUGGGUGGGCUCAUCGCCGGCGUCGUGAUGUCGCGAUGGGGAAAACUUGCCCAUCUCGUCCGGGCAGGUGCUGGAUUGAUGUGUAUUGGAAACUUGCUGGUUACGCUUUUGCGGUUCCAGGACUCGGAAUGGAAGUACUACGCAUAUAUUAUCCCCGCCAAUCUGGGACAAGGAAUUGUGUAUCCCGGCAUCCUAUUCACCUUUCUCUCCGCAUUCGAUCACUCCGACCACGCUGUCUCCGCUUCAACCGUAUACCUCAUUCGCUCCCUAGGCACCGUUUGGGGUGUCGCCGUCACCUCGGCUAUUAUUCAAAAUACAUUGAGCUCAGGCCUCGGGGAGGCCUUGAGUGGAAUACCAGACAAAUGGAAAGUCAUCGACGAAAUCCGUCACUCGGUUUCGGCAAUCCACGACUUGCCCCCAGAGUUUCAACUCGCCGUCCGACUGGUCUAUUACCGCGGCAUUCGACUGUGUUUCGCGGCGUCUGCUGCAUUCGGAGGCGUGGCGACCGUUGCAGCCCUUUUUACUCGUGGGAAGGGGCUGGAACGUAAAGCUGGGGACUAGACUGAAUGCCAAAGAAUGGUUCGCGAGAUCCCGGUGCAGCUCUUGCGGUGAGGUAAGCCGUGCCGUUCUCGCGAGUUGGUAAGUUGGAUGUUGGCCUGUGGGUCACGCGAGGUCGAGGUUAGCCUCGUUUUCGAGCGAGAUAAAAGUGAAUUAGGGGUUCCUAGUCCCGGCGAUGUCAGUCAUUGCUAUAGGCUAGAAUAUACAAAUUGGCAGGUGGUAUAUAGAUGAUUUGAGAUAGAGAGCGGUACAGUUGAAUAGAUGGUGAAAAAGUGAUAGCGGUCC
Messenger RNA from Penicillium subrubescens, 2094 nucleotides. Its product is annotated as MDR family MFS transporter. Gene Ontology annotation, cellular component: fungal-type vacuole membrane. The transcript is spliced from 6 exons. Gene Ontology annotation, molecular function: basic amino acid transmembrane transporter activity. Bases 148 to 1812 code for a protein of 554 amino acids. Lineage: Eukaryota; Fungi; Ascomycota; Eurotiomycetes; Eurotiales; Aspergillaceae. Gene Ontology annotation, biological process: basic amino acid transport; transmembrane transport. The record is from RefSeq and is a predicted model, not a curated record.